CUCCGAGGUUCUCGCGUCGCAGUUCUGCUCCAUACCAGGUGGACUGGGCGUCUCCGGUUGCAGGGCGGUCAUUUCUUUCGAAACCUGAGGGGGGAUGGACGACAACAGAGGCCAGAGGAGGCAGAUUGAACCGCCCAUCUACUCCGCUUCUGGUGGCUCACGGCAUCACCCAUCGCUGCACGAGCAGCCACAGCAGCAAAGGCGGCCCUUCCCGGGCGCUCAGGGGGAGAGGUUUAGGCCAGCGCCCAUCAACACAUCACCAUCGGGUGCGGCGCGGGGGAUAGGCGGUUCAACUGGGUACAGCGGGUACUAUCAGGAUGCGUCGGGUACAAGCUUUCCGGCGACGGCGAUGCCCCAAGGAGCGAUGGGUUACCAUCACUCCAACGCCGAAUACGGGCAGCCGGACUCGCGGCAGACCCAGAGCUUCGGCGGCACGUACCCCCCGGCAAUGAUGUACCACGUACAGCAAACGGGAGGGCCACAGAGCGCCGCCGUGUACGAUGCGAGUCAACAGUUUUCAUCCCGGCAGCCUGCAGGCUUGCCGAUGAUGGCGACCGAUGUCGCGGGUCCUUACUUCUCAAGCGAGCCAACCACCGCGGCUGCCACGUCCAACCUGCAGGGCCAGUCGGGCUCUUCCAGUGCACCUCAAGUAUAUCAGCAGUCGGGAAUGCACGGCUAUUCGACCGGAGGCAUGGGCGCCAUCGGAGGGAUGGCUGCGCAAACGACUCCCGCCACUGACGUGAGAAUGGAGGAAGAGUACCCCGCUGGCACCGGCCUCGACGACGCUUACCUCAGCUACCAAACGGCGCUCAAGGAAAUCUUCCAAAACAUUCGGAACGGCGUGCUUGCGACUGCCAGCGAGUCGCUCCUUAACAUAUCCGAUUGGCUGCUUUCGCAUGUUGUGGAGUUGGGCCUCACUUCCGACGAUCAGAGUCUGCAUAGCGGGCGGAUCAAAUUGUGGAACGAUUUCAAUCACGCCUGGCUGGCCAUGUUUCAGCGACAGAAAGAGAUGAUGGAAUCCGGGCAGCAAAUACAGCGCCCACAGAGCCUCAUCUCACGAGAAGGACUCCAGAAGAUGGGCAAGGAUCUGGUCAGGCUCUGUGACAGCGUGGAAAGGCACGGCCUGGUUGAUUACCAGUACGGGGUAUGGGAAGAACAGAUUAUCGACAGUAGGUUCCUCUGCCAUGGUUAUCGCCAUACCGCGUGGCGUCUUGUUGCUAACGAAUGUUGUGACAGUACUUGAGGAGUGUUUGGACCUCUACGAGGCUUCUAACGCACCGGGCGGCCCCAGCGAGGGGAGCCCCUCCAAUCGUCGUCGCUGAGACGCAAUAUAUAUCACGGAAUUAUGCUGACCGACCGGCCUCUUGCCUUGGCUGGCUUUUUCG
This is a messenger RNA of Thermothelomyces thermophilus ATCC 42464, 1385 nucleotides long. RefSeq lists its product as uncharacterized. Bases 95 to 1243 code for a protein of 382 amino acids. NCBI's taxonomy places the organism in Eukaryota, Fungi, Ascomycota, Sordariomycetes, Sordariales, Chaetomiaceae. The record is from RefSeq and is a predicted model, not a curated record. The transcript has 2 exons.